Molecule: messenger RNA, 2662 nt
Organism: Macrosteles quadrilineatus (aster leafhopper)
Lineage: Eukaryota; Metazoa; Arthropoda; Insecta; Hemiptera; Cicadellidae
Product: BRISC and BRCA1-A complex member 1-like
Exons: 1
Coding region: 137-1030 (297 amino acids)
Biological process (GO): positive regulation of DNA repair; double-strand break repair; mitotic G2 DNA damage checkpoint signaling
Cellular component (GO): BRISC complex; nuclear body; BRCA1-A complex
Source: RefSeq, a predicted model, not a curated record
UUUAUGUAUGUCUGUGCAAGUGCAAAUGUUUAAGUUGUUUGAUGUUUAACAGGUUAGGUUCACUCAAAAUUUUUAGUUCAAGCAGAUGGUAAAGAAAUAGAUUAUUGCUGGUGUGAAUAAUCAAAUCUAUCAAAGGAUGGAUUCAAGUGAUGAUGCGAAUUCUCCAGACAUGUUUGAUACUAUUCUUAAUAGGCCUAGGCAGACUAUUCCUAACAACGGCCAGGUUAGAGAAGGAUUGUCAAGUUCCGUUGGAAAUUCCCCUGUUGUCAGCAAUAAGAGUGAGGAUGAAGAAACAAAUAGUCCAUGGAAAGUAAACUUCCCUAUUUUCAGAUUACCCAAAGUUGCAGUAAAGGAAAAUAUCAUUUUAUGCAUUGAAAACUCACAAGACAAAGGUUUGGGAUACACAUUCUCUGACUUAGAUAAGAACACAAAAGAACCUCAUCCUCUUUCAAUCAGAAACGAAGCUUUGAGGAUGUUUAUGGUAAACAAACUUGCAAUAGCCAAAGAUACAGAAUUUUCAAUUGUAUCGCUGGAGUCUGGAAAACUCAAUCGCCUCUCUCCUCUCACUUCCAACAUAGGUAUUCUAUCAAAAUCACUAAGAGAGUACAGAUAUAUUUCCAAUGAAGAAACUAACAAUAUUCUUGAUAUCUCGCCCAUUUUCAGUGAUCUUCCAAAGUUGUUUGACAUUCCCGAAAGUUCUAAUAAUGUGACUCUGAUCCCCCCAAACCACAUUGUAAGAGUAAUCUUUGUUUACAGUAAUUCGUAUAGAGCACCACAAGUAAACACCAAUGACCCUUCAUAUUCAAAGUUGCUGUUAUCUCCUUUCUUCUUCCUUGAUGUGUUUUAUCUGCAUGAAAAACAGUCAGACUUUAAUGUGGUCGACAGAAUAUAUAAAGAACUUGGAAAAAUUGUGUCUCCAACUUCAUAUUUGUUGGAGAGUUCAAGAGACGUAACUAAAGUUUUUAACAACACAAUGAAACUAUUGGCUCAUCCAUAUCAACGUGUCCUUGACACUGCGUGGAACUUUUGAUCCUUUACCUAUUGGAACUUCGCUACGUCUGCAAUAUAAAUUUUCAUCAGUCCAUAUGUACCCUAACCAAACACAUUAAGAUGUAAUACUACUUAGGGUGUAAUAUUUCCUUCUUAUCUCAGGGAUGCCUGUAGUUAAUUUACAAACCAAGGUUCAUGGAUAAUCACGUUAAUUAACUUGUGUGAUGUUCAUGUCCUUUAAUGUUUAAUAUUUUGGAUGCAGUUAAAUAAUAUUUUAGACAACAGUUCAAGCUCAUGGAAACCAAGGUCCAUAAUUUAUUUAUUUUUUAGAAGGUAGUCACUUAGGCCCCUAACCUUAAAUCUUGGGACUGAGACCCAGUUUGAUACACCAAUGGGCUGCACUUUCCUUUAGGUCCUACACUCAUUCGAAUAAAAUAUUGAAUAUUGGAUUGUUUCAUUCGAUCCUAUCGUUUGGUUAACUAACCAAACGAUAUAUUGAAUAAAACGAUCGAUUAAUCGAUAUAUCGAUCGAUAUUUUAACUCGAAUGAGUGUAGGACCUAAAGUAAAGUGCAGCCCACCAAUGCAUUCUUAAAACGCUAGGACAUAUUCAAAGUGUUUGCUUCAUGUAGCCUAAGUUAGUGCUUAUUUUGAUUGCAUUAGACCUACAUGAACUUCUCUAACUCUUUAUUUGAUUGGGUAUAAGUAAUGCUCCAGUGUAGCUACAAUUUGUUUUGUAUGGUAUGUUCAAUAUGUUAGGUAUUUGUCUUAUUUUUAUAAUAAUCUACACUCGACACUUACGCUAAACGAGUCUUUAUGAUAAAGUUCUGAAAUUUUAAAUCCUUGGCAACUAUAAACUUAUUAUUACUACUUAUUAUAGCUGCACUUUCCUUUAGGUCCUACACUCAUUCGAAUAAAAUAUUGAAUAUUGGAUUGUUUCAUUCGAUCCUAUCGUUUGGUUAACUAACCAAACGAUAUAUUGAAUAAAACGAUCGAUUAAUCGAUAUAUCGAUCGAUAUUUUAACUCGAAUGAGUGUAGGACCUAAAGUAAAGUGCAGCCCACCAAUGCAUUCUUAAAACGCUAGGACAUAUUCAAAGUGUUUGCUUCAUGUAGCCUAAGUUAGUGCUUAUUUUGAUUGCAUUAGACCUACAUGAACUUCUCUAACUCUUUAUUUGAUUGGGUAUAAGUAAUGCUCCAGUGUAGCUACAAUUUGUUUUGUAUGGUAUGUUCAAUAUGUUAGGUAUUUGUCUUAUUUUUAUAAUAAUCUACACUCGACACUUACGCUAAACGAGUCUUUAUGAUAAAGUUCUGAAAUUUUAAAUCCUUGGCAACUAUAAACUUAUUAUUACUACUGGAGUUUGAUUAAUAGCUUCUGGAUCUGUUUAUGCAAGCCCUCAAUAUAACCUAAAUAGGCCCACUAACUAAAUAGAAACUGCUAUGGGAUUUGAAAAUGUUUGUUACGGUAUAUCUAUUAUUGUAUUUUCUAAGAAAACCUUGUAAUGGUAACUAUUAAAAUAUACCAACAUGUGUGCCUAUUGAAAGGCUAUUGGUUUUAUUUGCAACAACGCCUACACAAAUAUUAAUUUUAAAAUCCGAUUUGGGUUUGUAAGUAGACUGUAUGUAUAUGUAUUUGCAAAAUUUAUUUCUUGUAUAUUAAUAAACAUUUGCAUAUA